Messenger RNA from Drosophila grimshawi, 2738 nucleotides. It is a transcript of the gene ogre, whose product is annotated as innexin inx1. The transcript is spliced from 7 exons. Gene Ontology annotation, cellular component: gap junction; plasma membrane. The record is from RefSeq and is a predicted model, not a curated record. Lineage: Eukaryota; Metazoa; Arthropoda; Insecta; Diptera; Drosophilidae. The coding region runs from base 715 to 1803 and encodes 362 amino acids. Gene Ontology annotation, molecular function: gap junction channel activity.
ACAAAAGCCAUUCCGGACGGAGCGCACAGCGCACAAAGCGAGCUCAAAAACAAAAAUUGUAUUUUUAAUUCUGUUUUACGUUCUUUUUUGCCCGAUUUAACAUAUAUUUAUUAUAAAAAGAACAACAAACUUCUACAAUAAAAGCAAAGCAUUAAGCAGACAAUAACAAAACCGCGCACAGCAGCCCUUUUUAACAGAACCUGUUCUGUUACCCUGUGUCUGUGUGGUGACGCAUGUGUGUGCGUGUGUAUGCGCCGCUGCUGCUUAUGCAAAUUCGAUAAGCAGAACAGCAACAAUAACAACAACAGAGACAACAACACACACCUGGCAGCUGAUUUGCAGCAAUGAAAGUUCAGCUUCAGCUGCUGUUGCUGCUGCUACUGUGACACGAACAUCCAACAACAACAAAGAGAGAGAGAGAGUGUGAGAGAGAAGAGACCAACGCAAGGGAUUUCGGUAUUUCGCUAUUGAUAUUGAUAUGUAUCGCAACAAGAGGAACAACAUUUGUUAUUAAUGACGAAGUCAAAAGAAUGCGAACCGUAAAUUAAAAAAGAUAAAGAAGAAAGCAAACAAAAUCCGGAAUUUUACAACACUGCCAACACGUUGACCACUGCUGUUAACAAAUAUUAAUUAAAAACACUACGCCACAAUAGGGGUUUGUCCCUUGUGUCCUGCAACUAGUUCUGUACCAGAUCCCGCUUCAACUGUGCCAAGAUGUAUAAGCUAUUGGGUAGCCUAAAGAGCUACCUAAAGUGGCAGGACAUCCAGACGGACAAUGCCGUCUUCCGUCUGCACAACUCCUUCACAACGGUACUGCUGCUCACCUGCAGCCUGAUCAUCACGGCCACACAGUACGUGGGCCAGCCGAUCAGCUGCAUUGUGAACGGCAUUCCGCCGCAUGUGGUGAAUACCUUCUGCUGGAUACACAGUACGUUCACCAUGCCGGAUGCGUUCAACCGUCAGGUCGGUCGCGAGGUGGCACAUCCUGGCGUUGCCAAUGAUUUUAAUGACAAGGAUGCCAGAAAGUACUACACCUACUAUCAAUGGGUUUGCUUUGUGCUCUUCUUUCAGGCCAUGGCCUGUUAUACGCCCAAGUUUCUGUGGAACAAAUUCGAGGGCGGUUUGAUGCGCAUGAUUGUCAUGGGUCUGAACAUAACGAUCUGCACACUCGAGGAGAAGGAGGCGAAGCGAGAUGCUCUGCUCGACUAUCUCAUUAAGCAUGUGAAGCGCCAUAAAUUGUAUGCCAUACGCUAUUGGGCGUGCGAGGUGCUCUGCUGUGUCAAUAUUGUGGUGCAGAUGUAUCUGAUGAAUCGGUUCUUCGAUGGCGAGUUCUUAUCGUAUGGCACGAACAUAAUGGGACUGUCGGAUGUGCCGCAGGAGCAGCGUGUCGAUCCGAUGGUCUACGUAUUUCCGCGCGUCACCAAAUGCAUCUUCCACAAAUACGGUGCUGGCGGCUCACUGCAGACGCACGACUCCCUCUGCAUAUUGCCGCUCAACAUUGUGAAUGAGAAGACGUAUGUGUUCAUUUGGUUCUGGUACUGGAUAUUGCUUGUGCUGCUCCUCGGACUGAUGAUAUACCGCGCUUGCAUCAUCUUCAUGCCCAAAUUCCGGCCGCGUCUGCUGAAUUCGCGCAAUCGCACGAUAUCCAUUGAGACCUGUCGUAAGCUCUCCAAUCGCCUGGACAUUGGCGACUGGUGGCUCAUCUAUAUGCUCGGACGCAAUCUCGAUCCGGUCAUCUACAAGGAUGUGAUGACCGAGUUUGCCAAACAGGUGGAACCCUCGAAGAACGAUCACGCCAAGUGAUCAACGACGAGACACAGACACAGAGAGAGAGAGAGAGAGAGAGAAAGGGAGAGAGAGAGAACGGGAGAGAGAGGGAGAGAGAGAGAGAGAGAGGGAAAGAGAAAGAGAGCGAUGAAGAGUGAGAGACCCUCUGGAUUAUAUUCAUAAUUAUUAUUAUUAUUACUACUAUUUAGCACAAAUCAUGACAAAUUAGUUGAAAACCACCACACUGAACGAAAAAAGACAAUGAAAACUGAAAAAGACAUGGCAUUAGGCACUCUACUAAUGCUCAUUCCUCAACCCAAACCCAAAUUCCACCUGUCCAAGCCCCCAUAAAUUCGAAAACUGAGAAACUCUUAAUCAAUGAUCACAACUCUAUUCUAGUUUCGAAUCGCAUGGCAUAAACAAAAAAAAAGAAAGAAAAAAUAGAGAAAAAAAAACUGUUGAAACUGAAAUUUUUAUCAGUUUUUCAUUUGACCAACAAAACGAAGCAAAAAAUAUUUUUUUAUUUUUUUUCUUACUUUUAAAAUUAAUUUAAAACUUAGCAUGUAUUUAUAUAGUCCUAAAAAGAAAUCAACAACAACAUUUACGGCCCAAAAAAUUCUAAAAAUUUUAUAUUUAUGAAAUUAAUCGCAACUUGCAACUGCCAGCAUAAAAAACAGACCAACAAUUACAACAAUAGCAACGCAUAAUGACAUAAUAAACAUAUAAAUAUUGCUUUUGAGUCUUUCAUAAAUAAAUAAUAAAUCGCAAGAUUAUAAUAUUAUAUAUAAUUCGUAGCCUGAAAGCGUUUUUCUGGAACAUUUUCAUUUUGGAGCUGUUUCUUAUCGAUGGCAGAGAUAAUUAAAUGUUAAGUUUAUUGUGUAGUUUUAGGCGAAAAUUGCAAGUUUUUUUUUUUGAUAAAAGAGAAAUAUAAACAUAUAUACAAUACGUAUACAAUAAACUAUAUACUUUUA